Drosophila guanche is the source of this 898-nucleotide messenger RNA. RefSeq lists its product as uncharacterized. The record is from RefSeq and is a predicted model, not a curated record. Gene Ontology annotation, biological process: regulation of synaptic transmission, cholinergic; positive regulation of voltage-gated potassium channel activity; sleep. NCBI's taxonomy places the organism in Eukaryota, Metazoa, Arthropoda, Insecta, Diptera, Drosophilidae. The coding region runs from base 216 to 683 and encodes 155 amino acids. The transcript has 4 exons.
UUCCAUUCUGGUCGGACGUCAGCUUGAAAUAGUUCGAAAGCAACUCAGCCAAGGAAAUUAAUUCCGCAUUCCCACAUCAUCUUCCGCUCUUAUGCUAACAUGAUAAACUAACAGCAAAGCCAAAAAGCAAACCGCAAAUUGAGAAAGAGAAGCGUUGUCAAAGAGACUAAAGCCAUAAGAAAAAUAUAAAACGAAAAGCAAAAAGUGCAGAUAAAAUGUCGCCGUUCAUGGAGAAAAUGUUGCUGCUGUUAGGCGUGCUCUGCUGCAUACAAGUGUCCACUGCCCUGAUGUGUUACGACUGCAAUAGCGAAUUUGAUCCUCGUUGCGGCGAUCCCUUCGAGCCGUACUCCAUUGGCGAGGUGAACUGCAGCAAACAGGAGCCCCUGGAGCACCUGAAGGACAAGUACCAGCCCACCUUGUGCCGCAAAACUGUGCAGAAGAUCUAUGGCAAGACCCGCAUAGUGCGCGGCUGCGGCUACAUUCACGAUGAGCGCACCGAUGUAGAGUGCGUGCGGCGUUCCGGCACCCACGAUGUGGCCGCCACCUACUGCUCCUGCACCAAGGACCUGUGCAAUGGCGGCAACUCGCUGACAGCCCCAUGGAUGAUACUGCCCCUAGCCCUGGCCGCCGGCUGUGCGCUCCUGCUGACCUCAGGGCACACAAUAAAGUUCCAGAGCUCAUAAAUUUAGCUGGGACUUAGCGCUUUCACACCUUCAAUUUGUAUCCCUACUUAUUUUCGCCUUUCUUUCGAUGGUUUUCCUUGGCCUGGUUCAGGUCCGGAGUUGAUGCUCAUUUAGUUGCAUAAUUUACUAUAAUUUAAUUGAAUGUGUUCGUAAGUGUAAAAGAUCUAAAAUAAAGUGAAGUAUAUCUUAUGGUCACGCAUACGAAAAAUACAGCA